This is a messenger RNA of Trichoderma asperellum CBS 433.97, 2097 nucleotides long. RefSeq lists its product as uncharacterized. Gene Ontology annotation, molecular function: prenylcysteine oxidase activity. Lineage: Eukaryota; Fungi; Ascomycota; Sordariomycetes; Hypocreales; Hypocreaceae. Gene Ontology annotation, biological process: prenylcysteine catabolic process; prenylated protein catabolic process. The record is from RefSeq and is a predicted model, not a curated record.
GCAGGAGUACGCAAUCAGACCAUCCUGCCUGCAGCUUGCACGAAGCUCCUUUUGACCACCGCAUCAGGCUGAGACUAUAACUCGGCAGGAGAGCGUACUUCGACAGUGCAUAUCAAGCGAUUGAUCUCGGUGAAUUGCAUUGAAUAGUUUCUUUGCGGUCCAUCUGCGCCGGUUACGUAUCUUGUCUCACUGUUUGUUUGUAUUCAUCGCCUUGCUGUGUUUGGAUUGAACUUGGGUUGUGGGUGAAGAUGCGGCUGCAAUUGGGCUCAGCCUUGGUGGCGGGAUUAGCCGUUGCCGCGGAUGCUUCCGUGUCGAAAGAAGACGUGAAGCCGGCUGAAGUCAAAAAUGUUGCUAUUAUCGGAGCUGGAGCUGCCGGGGCCUCAGCUGCGUACCAUCUCCGACAAUAUGCAGAGGAAGCAAACGUCAAGGUCAACAUCACAAUCUUUGAAAAGACAGACCGCAUUGGCGGCCGCACGCUGACCGUCGACGCGUAUGGCGACCCGUCGCAGCCCAUUGAGCUGGGCGCAUCCAUCUUCGUCGGCGUCAACCACAUCCUCUACAACGGCACCAAGAACUUCAACCUGACCAUUGGCUCCAACUACCGCGUUGCCAACAGUCAGGAUGACAUCACGGCCAUCUGGGACGGCGAGAGCUUCGUCUACGAGACGACGGAGGGCACCUCCUGGUGGUGGGACGCGGGCAAGCUGUGGUGGCGGUACGGCAUGAGUCCCUACCGGGCUGUCAAUCUGGUCAAGGAGGUUGUGGGCAAGUUCUUGAAGCUGUACGAGCAGCCGUAUUUCCCGUUUCGGUCGCUGACGGCGAGGACGUAUGAGCUGGGGCUGGUGGAGAUCACGGGGAUCACGGGGGAGCAGUUUCUUGCGCAGAACAAGAUUGAUGAAAAGUUUUCGAGACACAUUAUUCAGGCUGCUACGAGGGUCAACUAUGCGUCGAAUCUGGCGUACCUCCAUGGAUUGGAGACCAUGGUCUCGUUUGCUACGGAUGGCGCCAUGUCCGUCAAUGGGGGCAAUUGGCGUAUUUUCGAGCAAAUGGUCAAAAACAGUGGCGCUACGCUGUAUCAUAACAUCACUGUCUCUGCUAUUGCCUUUGCAAAGGAGAAGACUUUAUCUUCAGCACCCAAGUAUGAGAUUUCAACUGCUUCGACCGUUUCAUCAUCUACUGAGUCAGAAGUGGUUGGCACGGUAUUCGAUGAUGUAAUUAUCGCCUCUCCUUGGCAAUUCAGCAACAUCGAAGCCGGGGAGGGAGUCAUCCAACAUCACAUUGAAGAGAUUCCUUAUACAAAGCUCCACGUUACGCUCUUCGCUUCUCCCCACAAACUAGAUCCCGAGUUCUUCAAGCUGCCUCCAGGAAGCACAGCCCCCAGCAACGUAUAUACGACUCUCGCUGAGGGCGAGGAGCCGAAGGAGGGGGCCGAAGGGGUUGGCAAGACGGGCUUCUACUCUGUCAGCACGCUCAGGACGACGCUCAACCCAAAGACGAACAAGACGGAGUUUGUGUACAAGAUCUUUUCGCCAAAGCCCGUGACCCCACAGUUCCUGUCCGAGCUUUUUGGCGUCAAAGUGCCAGAGGCUUUUACAUCUGGGGAAAAUGGGGGCGAGAACGGCGGUGUGGAUCCGAUUUCGUGGUACUACCCUCAUUGGUUUUACUCGUACCCGAUUGAGCUUCCGCGCGUGACGUUCCAGGACCCUAUUCUGGGAAGUGGAUUGUACUACACCUCUGGCAUUGAAAGCUUCAUCUCGACGAUGGAGACGAGUGCUUUGAUGGGCAUGAAUGUGGCAAGGCUAAUUGUGGAUGACGCGGCCGGCAUUUCUCGGGAGGAGGUUCCUGCUGCUGUGAGUGAGGAGGAUCUGGGGCUGAAGAAGGUCAAGGUGGAGUUGGUUGUUGAAGAGCCCGGCGAGCUGUAAACUCGGAUGAAGCCGAAGGCGGGAGAAAGGAAGAGAUGGAGAAGACGAUGGUGCUGCGGAUGAUGGCCCCGGCUGUGGGAUAGGAUGGUGGCGGUGAUUUGGCGAGUAGCAACAGUGAGUUGACGAUUUACAUGACACAGGAUUUUCUGGAGGGAGGGGUUUUUUUUUUUUUUUU